AUGAACAUAUUUGCAUUAGUGUACGCAUUGAGUGAAAAAAGUAAAAACGAUUUCAAAGUUAAGAACACCUUACAAGCGAAUUUCGCUCACGACUCGUCAGAAGAAGACAACGACAACGAAGAGGACGAUGACGAUGACUACGACGAUGACCGUCAAGACACCGUUUCGGCCCCAGGACCGCAAUUUUUUCAGAUCAACAAAGAAGAGGUUGUGGUUUUGAAUAACGAUCGCGGCUCUCAGAUAUACCUAUUGGGCACAAAUCACGCCAGUCCCGAGAGUCGUAUAGCCGUAGAUUCGUUGAUUAAAGCUAUUACACCGCAUAUCGUAGUCGUCGAAUUAUGCAAAACGCGAAUAGGCCUGAAUCCGUUGAAAACAUUCGAACGUAAUCGCUCGUUUAAUUUGUACUUGUUACGAGAUGCCGUCUCCGAGCUCGGAAUUAGCGCUGGAUUCAUAUGGUACUCAAUGGCGUACAUGGAGCGAUUCAUUUCGAGAUUGUUGAACGUCGACUACGGGGGCGAUAUGAGAGCGCCGGGUACCAGCGCUUCGUUUCAAGUCACCAAUGCCGAUUUAUUAGAGAAUAAGAAAAAUAAUUAUAAAAUUAUGCUCGGUGAUAGACCUAUCGAAGUGACUAUCAAGCGUAUGGCGUCUAUUUUAACCUUCCCGGAGAAAGCUGCUAUUUGGUUUUUCAACAUAUGCUCGGCUGUGUUGGGCUUACGUUGUUAUUUGCUAAAUGUACCGACGGUUUUGUUUCGCAGUCCUAAAUUUAAUCACGUUUUGUUGGAUGAAAGAGACGUGUAUUUGACGUAUUCUCUGCAGAUGGCCGCUAACAUAUCCGAUCAACCGGUUCGAGUCAUAGGUAUAGUAGGUAAAGCUCACGUGCCCGGUAUAUUAAGUCGAUGGAAUGCUGUAACAGAGGACGAAGUUCGAAGAGUCACCACCGACGAAGUAACCGCCUUUUAUUAA
Planococcus citri (citrus mealybug) is the source of this 963-nucleotide messenger RNA. RefSeq names its product traB domain-containing protein-like. The coding region runs from base 1 to 963 and encodes 320 amino acids. The transcript has a single exon. NCBI's taxonomy places the organism in Eukaryota, Metazoa, Arthropoda, Insecta, Hemiptera, Pseudococcidae. The record is from RefSeq and is a predicted model, not a curated record.